This is a messenger RNA of Schizophyllum commune H4-8, 2829 nucleotides long. RefSeq names its product P-loop containing nucleoside triphosphate hydrolase protein. Gene Ontology annotation, molecular function: four-way junction helicase activity; 3'-5' DNA helicase activity; nucleic acid binding. Gene Ontology annotation, biological process: double-strand break repair via homologous recombination. The record is from RefSeq and is a predicted model, not a curated record. Bases 223 to 2763 code for a protein of 846 amino acids. Gene Ontology annotation, cellular component: nucleus; chromosome; cytoplasm. The transcript is spliced from 5 exons. NCBI's taxonomy places the organism in Eukaryota, Fungi, Basidiomycota, Agaricomycetes, Agaricales, Schizophyllaceae.
CACGAAGCGAACAAGGCGCGCUCUGCCGCCAACCUUGACGAGGCGCGCAGGCGGGCGACCCGCAAGACAAGCUAUGAUUCUGACGCGACGCGAGCCCGCCUCAGGGAGCUCUUCAUCGAGACUUGGCACUACGAGCCGCAUGGCUGGCAGAUCGACAUCACAGAGGCCAUCCUCCUCGGUCUCGACAGCGUUCUCAUCGCUGGUACCGGCUCAGGCAAGACAAUGCCAUUCAUGUUGGCCCUCAAGUACGAUACCAACGCGACAGUGCUCGUGAUAUCCCCCUUGAAGAUCCUGCAGGAUGACCAGGCAAGUCGCUUCCGCGACGCUGGGAUCGCGGCUGCCGCGGUGAACGGGGACACGUACAGCAAGGUCAAGCAGAAUCUCGAAGCGCUCAAAUAUCGUGCCCUCCUCACAUCACCGGAGAUGUGCCUCGAGAACGACGCGUUUCGCAAGUUCCUCACGUCCUCCGACUUCCAAAGGUCCAUCCGCGCGGUCAUCAUCGACGAGGCGCAUUGUAUCGGCCAGUGGGGCGGCGAUUUCAGGAAGCAUUACGGGAGCCUCAACAAAUUACGCGCUCUCUUCCCUGCCACCGUCCCCUUCCUUGCCGCAACGGCCACCCUACCCCCGAAGGCGCUGAACGAAGUCUGCGACAAGCUACACAUCGAUCUUGAUGAGUCGUACUUUAUCAACCUCGGUAACGACCGUCCCAACAUCACGCAGCAUGUGCGCUUCAUCGACAGCGCGCACGAUUACAGUGCUCUCAAAGAGUUGCUCUCGGUCAACGCGAAGAAGCCGGAUGACAUCGUCAAGACCAUCGUGUUCGUAAACUCGCGCAACGGCACUCAAGAGGUAUGCCGCGAGGUCCGCAAGCUCCUCCCGCGGCACCUUCGCAAGCACGUCGACUUCCUCCACGCAGUGCGCAAGGACAGGACGAAGCGCAGGAUCAUGCGGCGUUUCCGGAACGGUCGUAUCCGUAUCCUCAUAGCCACGGAGGCUGCAGGCAUGGGUGCUGAUAUCCCCGACAUCAUUCAAGUCAUACAACUCGGUGCCCCACGCUCGCUGUCCAUCUACCUGCAGCGUGCGGGUCGCGCUGUGCGGAAUGCUGUCCUGCAAGGCCGCGCGUAUCUCCUGAUGGAGAAGUCUGCGUUCAGGCUACAGAAGAAGAAGAAGCCCAAGAAAAAGGCUGCCGACGACUGGUCCGACGACGACGCUGACGAUGUACUCGCUAACGACGAUCUCAAUGCCGACUGCGACGUGCAACUGGAAGAUGGCGAUGCGGAGGCUUUACCCGCCGUUGACCAGUCCGACGACUCGGGGAGGGGUGAUGGCGUGGGGGAGGAGGGCAAUGCUGCUAGUGGGGAUGUAGUGGUGCCCUGCGAUGAUGCCAGUCGUGCAGCGGAGGUCACAGCGGGCACGAACGGCGGGAAGGAUGGCACGUCCACAGGCGUCAAGAAGCCGAGCCGUACCCCCGACAGUCAAAUGACGUGGGGUAAGGUUAUUGACCUCUCGCUACGCAAGUACGUGACGGAGUCGACGUGUAGACGUGUCACGUCAGACACGUACUUUGACAACCCUCCCGGACGACGUGCACCGACCGGAAGCUGCUGCGACGUCUGCGAGGGCACGGCUCCGCCCAUCCCGGGCUCUGAAUCAGCUACCGUGCCAACACCAAUCACUCCCGAGACGGCGCUGACAUCAGCUCAUCCCACGGAAACGUCGCUAUCGUCCACCCCUACGACCGAGAUGCUCGACCGGCCGUCAACUCCUGUUCAAUCCCGACAAACGACACCUGCCUCGACACCUCAGAAAGAUGGCAAGCGACCACUCGUCAGGCGUAAAUAUGGCCCCGCUCGCAAGGGCGACCUUUUGAAGCGCGUUCGAGCAGCUCUAGAGCGCUGGCGUGGGGUCACGCGUGCACGAGACUUCCCCUACAGCACGCUGCCAGCCAAAGCGUUGCUGUCGGACCAGUCGCUGACGAAGCUCGCCUCGAACAACAAGAUUGUCGAGCCCGCUGAUCUCGCCACCCUCGAGCCCCCUUGGGUGUAUCACAACAAGUACGGAGUUGAAGUCCUGGCGCUAAUCCAGAAGGUCGUGUUCGAGUUCGAGUCGGAAAGGAACUCAAACAAGAAACCUCGUCGUACAGGCAGACCGAAGAAAACGGCGGCUCAGCAACUUGCCGCUUGCUCACCCGAGGCCAUGGUCGCUGCCGAAGCUAAGCAGGUUCGAGCAGCAGAGCGCGACCACGCGCGUCUCGCAAAGGCCGAACGGGAGGAGACCAAGAGGCUUGCGAAGGAGGCCAGGGAGCGCGCGAUGGCCGAGAAGGACGCUCGGAAAGCCCUCUACGCAGCCAACUACGCCAAGCGCCAUGCUGUGCCUGCACCGCCUUCUCGACCAACCCCUCCCAUCCCGACGGCGAGCGCUGCAUGGUCACCAUCGUUCCGAACUUUCUAUCCCUCUUCUCCAACCACGCGAUACCCACUUACACCUGCUGGGGCCUUACAUCCAGCGCUGGCUGCAGGUCACAUAUCCUCGCAAGGCUCGUCAUUGUUAUCUUCUUUUCCACCACGUCUUUCGAACUCGGCACCAACUGCGGAGGCUUCCGCUUCUCCUGCGGUACGCGAGACUCAUUACUCAAUGUCUCCUUAUUCUUUCAUCCCUAACACGAUACACAAUGCUCCUUCUAAUACCCAACUGCAUCUCUCGACUGCACGUAGCUCGAGACCUAGAGAUUAUGAUAAGACUGAUGAUCCUUUUGUACGGUAGAGCUUGUUUAUAUAUUUCUGAGAUAAUUACACAUCCUCAGUGGCCUCCUCAUCGGAACUCCCUUCG